Messenger RNA from Homalodisca vitripennis (glassy-winged sharpshooter), 1743 nucleotides. RefSeq names its product zinc finger protein OZF-like. Gene Ontology annotation, molecular function: DNA-binding transcription factor activity, RNA polymerase II-specific; zinc ion binding; RNA polymerase II transcription regulatory region sequence-specific DNA binding. The record is from RefSeq and is a predicted model, not a curated record. Gene Ontology annotation, biological process: regulation of transcription by RNA polymerase II. The coding region runs from base 165 to 1610 and encodes 481 amino acids. The transcript has 11 exons. Lineage: Eukaryota; Metazoa; Arthropoda; Insecta; Hemiptera; Cicadellidae. Gene Ontology annotation, cellular component: nucleus.
AGAAAUAACUAGCAGGCAAAUUCGUUAAUAUAACAUCUUUCUCUGAACAUUUUUGCGUCAUCUCAUCGUUUCGAUUAGUUUUAAUCCUUAUUUAGUUUUGUGUCCUAAUUGAAUGCGCCAAGAUUUUCUCAUUUGUCGCUGUAUUCGUUAAAUAAAUUUUAGAAAUGAAGAAUGCAAAUAUACAAACGUCUUUUGAAAACCAUUGCAGGAUAUGUCGGUGUAAAAAAGAAAGAAAUAAAUUGUUUUCUAUAUUUGAAAGUGAAGAUUUGUUGGAGAAAAUUACUUCAUGUUUACCUAUUACAAUUCAUGUAAAGGACCAACUGCCACAUAACAUAUGUGAUGAUUGUCUGAGUAUGGUUGAAGACUACUUUGAACUCGUCAACAAAGCCAAGUCUUCAGAAGAAUAUUUCUUUAACUAUUUAAGAAAUAGAGGUGCUGAAAGCAUAAAGGUUGAGUCAGCACAUGAGGUCAUAGAAGAAAAUAAUUCAAUUUCAUUAGACCUAGAUGGGUCAUUUCAAUGUGAUCUUUGUGGAAUUCAGUUAUCGGAAGCCAUAGACCUUCACAAUCAUAUACAAGAAAAUCACUUCAACCAGUCUGUACCUCCAAAUACAGAAUUUUCUGUACAUAAAAUUUGUUCCCUGUGUGGUCAGUUGUUUGAAUCUGAUGAGGUGUAUGUUUUGCACAAAUGUGAAAGUCAACACAAGUGUGAAAUCUGCAAGAAGUUAAUGCCUACAAAAUGCUUACUCAAUAGACACAUACAGCAUUCCUGCAAGCCUUUAUAUUACUGUCCUCACUGUCAUAAAACGUUUUCAGUAAAGCCUUCAUUUCUGAAACAUGUUCAGAUUCACACUGGAGAAGCAAACCAAAGUGAUUGUCUUGCAUGCAACAGAAAACUUCACACUUCUGGGGAAGUAACUGAGCACACAUGUGAUCAAAAUCUCAAUGGCAACUCUUCAAAAAAGUACAAAUGCUACAUCUGCGGACAAUCAUACAAACGGCAGCUAAAUUUGGCAAAACAUUGCUUACAACAUGAACCAAGGGCUGAUUGGAAAUUCAAAUGUCAACACUGUGAUGAAAUUUUUGAAAAAGAAAGAACUCUUCAUACACAUUAUGAAAAAAUUCAUAAAAUGCCAAAAUCCUGGAUCUGUCGGUUCUGUGGCAAGUCAUUAUCAACCAAACUCAGUGUACAAAUUCAUGAGCGUAUCCACACCCAAGUAAAGCCAUAUGUAUGUGAAUGGUGUGGAAAUGCAUUCAGGUCAAAAGCCAAUCUUAUCCAACACCAUGCUAAACACACCGGGAUCAGGCGACAUAAAUGCCCAGUUUGUGGAAAGAUGUUUUCACGCACAUUUUUCUUAAAGACCCACCUGCGGGUUCACACAGGCGAGAGACCCUAUCAGUGCGAUAUAUGUGAGCAGAGAUUCACCCAGGUGGGUGACAUGCGGAGACACCGAAAGCGACACGACAACGCUUCCCAAUCUCAGUCACAACCGACCGUCAUCAUUGUGCGGAGAAGUGGGCAGGUCGCUCAGUCAUCUGACCUGCCCGUUGUUGCAUUCGACUCCAUUCCAAUUGAGACUGUCGAAUUGAAAAUUGAAAGUUCACCAGCAUGAAGACGAUUUUAAUUUAAAUACAAACAAUAAUUUGUGGAUUUAAAAUUGCAUGAAUUAACUUUUCUAAGAUGAGUUUGAAUUUUAGUGUGUGUAAUAAACUACUUGUGAAAAUAAAUUAAUUUUAUACUGUGUA